Molecule: messenger RNA, 5550 nt
Organism: Mercenaria mercenaria
Lineage: Eukaryota; Metazoa; Mollusca; Bivalvia; Venerida; Veneridae
Product: nucleolar protein 16-like
Exons: 7
Coding region: 60-854 (264 amino acids)
Biological process (GO): ribosomal large subunit biogenesis
Cellular component (GO): nucleolus
Source: RefSeq, a predicted model, not a curated record
AGUGGCUGUAAAGCUAACUGUGUUUACUUCCGGGUUUUCAGCACGUGCAAACCAAAAACAUGGGUAAACCAACAAAAAGACAGGCGAGGAAACAGUACAAUUAUAGUACCAACAGAAGAAAGGAAUGGAAAAAGUCAAAGAAAUUACCUGACAUUAAAUGUAAAGAGAUAAAAGAGUCAUGGGAUAGAAGGCUAAGUGUUGCCAGAAAUCUUGCAGACAUGGGACUAAGUGCAAACCCAAACAAAACAAUCCACAUUAAGUCAGCAAAGGAAUUGAUUACACCCAUUGACUUAGAUGACACAGGUAAAAACAAAGAACCAAAAGGAAGGCCAGUUAAGGAGCAUGUUGUCCAGUCUCUAGAGAAAGAUGCAUCACGGCCAUCAGCAAAGACCAAUAAACUGUCGGAACCAGAUGUUCUCUUUUGUACAUAUAUGCUAGAUAAACAUGGGGACGACUUUAAGGCAAUGGCAAGAGAUCCCAAGAACCAUUACCAGGAGACCUCAAAGCAGAUAAAGAAGAAGAUAAACAUGUUUAAAAACACACCAACACAGUAUGAGGCCUACUUAAAGUCAAAAGUGGAUGACGCUUGGGGAACAUUUCGAAAGGUUUGCUGCAGUCCAGUGACAGCUGAACUGAGGGACGGACCUCCGACCUCACACUCGCCUCGGAAACGGCGAAGAAUCACGAGGAAGUACGAAGCGGCACGAAGAAACGGACACUACACACAAUCUCCUGAAGUGCUGGACAAAGACAGUACUGUAGAAUCUCCGCCAGUUACGUUGAGUCGAGUGAGAAGAAAACUGCAUUUUGGCAGAAAACCGCCUAAAAUCAGGGAAAAUGUCUUAGACAGUUGAAGGAAAACUUGCUACAAUCAGUUGGUGCUAAAAUAAAGAUGGAUUAUCCCUCAAAAUAGUGACAGGCAUGUGUCUGUUUAUGGAGCAGUUAUGUUAGACAUUAAACCACCAUUGACAGCCAGAAGGGCUCAUGAGCGUUCUUUGGCCAUAUACUGAUGAACCCUUUUAGCUCUUAACGGACGAAAUAAUCUAAUAUUUUUAUUUUUGGAAGGUGACAUUUUUAAGGAAAGGUUAACCUACUAACAAAGUUCUUUUGUGAAAAGAUUAUUUCUGUAAAAAAAACUUUACAUCGUAUGAAUUCUAACUGGAAAAAAGAAGAUAAUGUUGAGGUACAAAUCGUUGUGCAUAAAAUCUCAAAUACUGAAUUUUAUUAUACCCCCAGAUCAAAGUAUAUGGAGCCUAUGUUGGAGGCACUCAUGUCUGUUCGUCCGUCCGUAAUUCGUGCCGGCUCCACAUCUUCUUGUUUGGAUGAUUUUUAUAAAACUUGAAUAUCAGUUAUUAACCUCAUCGAGACGACGUGCAAAAGGCAAAACCCUUUUCACUAGGUCAAAGGUCAAUGUCACACUUAUAGGUCAAAGGUCAACUCAUUUCACUUUGUGUCCGCACCAUAUCUUCUAAGUUGCUAAGAAGAUUUUCAUGAAACUUGCAUCGAAUAUUAACCUUAUCAAUGUGACUUGCAGAACGUACUAUCCAAGGAAGAGGUCACACUUAUAGGUCAAAGGUUAAAUAGUUUGACCUCGUUUCUGCUCAAUAUCUUCUUAACUAAUUUAUUGGAAGAUUUUCAUAAAACUAAAAUCAAUUGUUUACCGUAUUCAGACGACGUGUAGAGCAUAUGAUCUGGGUCAUUCAGUCCAAAGUCACGGUCAUACUUAGGGGUUAAAGGUCAAACAUAUUAAAUGUAUGUCCACUCAACAUCUUCUAAAAUAAACUAGAGUGAAUUUCGUCAAGUUAUCACUCAUUGUUAAGCUAAUCAAGAAGACAGUGUAGUGUACAACCCAGAUAACUAGGUUAAAUGUCAAGGUCACACUUAGAAGCCGCAAAUAUGAGUCCGCUCCAUAACUGGGUUUACUUAAAACUAUAAUUGAUUGUAGUUAGAACGACACGCAACAAGCGUAAGGCACGACUUUGGUCACUAGGUUUAAGGUCACGGUCAGACAUGAAGGAUAAAGGUAAAGAUCGUAACAUUUUACUUUCCAGUUUUUUCCUGUAACUUUUUUUUUACAAACACUACUUAUCGUGUUAUUGGCUGGGCCAGUAUUAUUGUAGCUAAUAAGUUACUUUUUAAGUUGACGUUUGUUUUUCAUUUUUACUUUGAUAUCGUUUUCUAAAAUUGAAAUAUUUGAACAAGUUUCAAUUUCCACUUUUUAGCAUUUAAUGUACUUUUUUUAAAUGUUGUGCUAUCUGCAAGAAGCAGUUUUUAUCUCUUACAUUUUUAAUGAAUGCUUAAAGAUUUUUAUAUUUCAUUUUGGUGAAGAUUUUUCUAAAGUCUGUAUUUAAUGUUUAGACUUGAACUUUACAAUUUGCAUCUAAAACCAACGAUAAACAAGAUGCGUUGUUUUAUUGUAUUAGAAUGUGACAACAUCGAAAUUGUUUUUCUUAUAAGCAUGUUUAUUUCGGGCUAUUUUGGGUGAGAUAGGUAAUAGAAAGAGCAUUGAAACGCGAGGGUAAACGAUUUGUACGAGGGGGCGUAGCCCCCGAGUAUAAAUCGUUUACCCGAGAGUUUUAAUGUUCUUUCUGUUUUGUAUCAUAGCCAUCCAUAUAUGGUAGUUGUAGGCGUUCCACAUUGCCAUAUACAGCAGUUCAGUGAGUACUUAAAAUCCUUGCUUUACAAAUGUGUAAAGCCCAGGUAAAAUAAACCAAUGCUAGAGGAGCAGAAAAUCAAUAAAUACACGUCGCUGUCUACUGUUCCAGACACGCUGGCAUACUUUUCUUUCCAACAGUGCGGUAACUUGCGUGCGGGUAUUAAAUACCUGCACACUUUUAGUUACCGCACCCUGUACUCAGAGUAUGUAAUAGAAAGAGCAUGGAAACUCGAGGGUAAACGAUUUGUACGAGGGGGCGUAGCCCCCGAGUAUAAAUUGUUUACCCGAGAGUUUUAAUGUUCUUUCUGUUUUGUAUCAUAGCCAUCCAUAUAUGGUAGUUGUAGGCGUUCCACAUUGCCAUAUACAGCAGUUCAGUGGGUACUUAAAAUCCUUGGUUUACAAAUGUGUAAAGCCCAGGUAAAAUAAACCAAUGCUAGAGCAGAAAAUCAAUAAAAUACACUUCACUGUCUACUGUUCCAGACACGCUGGCAUACUUUUCUAUCCAACAGUGCGGUAACUAGCGUGCGGGUAUUAAAUACCUGCACACUUUUAGUUACCGUGCCCUGUACUCAGUGUAUACGAAUUACCUGCACCAAAUUUGUUAAGAAAACACACCGAGCUAUGAUACAAACGAAUAUCCUGCACCAAAUUUGUUAACAAAAAACACCGAGCUAUGAUACAAUUGUCCCUUAAAGACUCGACAUUUUCCGUUCAACUACGUAUUCUCUGUCAAACUCCUACGCAGAUAUCUCCCUUGCCUUAAAGGAUCAAUGAGAGCGUAGCAGCAAGGGAGAUCACUGCGUAGGAGUUUGAUUCUCCGUAUGCGAUUUUUCGGCAUUUCCCGGUUGGUAUGGAAAGUAAUGUGCUUGUAUGAGCUACAAAUGGUCGAAGUAUACAGGAAAACCUAAUCGCCGCAGUGAAACUGCAGAUUGCCAUUACUUUGUACUGUCUUAUAGAUCACAUGUUUUAUUUUUCUAUGUACUCUGUGUAAUUUUUACAUAUUAGGCUUUAUGUAGCGAUUUCAUGGUCUGCAGUUUAAGUUUAAUUCGCGAAAGGGGAAUUUUUGCUCCCCCCACACUUUUUAGCUCAUCUGAGCAAUGAUCAUGGUGAGCUAUUGUGAUCACGCUGUGUCCGGCGUCCGUCGUCCGUGCGUCCGUCCGUCGUCAACAAUUGUGUUUAAAAGACAUCUCCUCCAUAACCACUGAAUGGAUUUUGAUGAAACUUAGCAUGGAUGUUCCUUGGAUGGUCCUCUACCAAAGUUUUUCAAACGGUUCCGCUUGGUUGCACAUAGGGGCCGCCAGAACUAAAAAUAGAAAAAUCUUCAAACGACAUCUCCUCCUAAACCGAUGGUCCGAUUUUGAAAUAAUUUCACACAAAUGGUCCUCAUGUCACCCUCUACCUACCAAGAUUGUUCAAAUUAUUUUGAUUCGUCAAAAAACAUGGCCGCCAGAGGGCGUGGUCACUUUUCCCUGUAUGUAUAUAGUGAAAACCUUAAAAUUCUUCUUGUGUGAAACUUCUAGCCUGAUUAAAAAAAAUACACAAAUGGUCGUUGUGUGACCCUCUACCAAGAUUGUCCAAAUUAUUUUGAUUCGUCCAAAAACAUGGCCGCAAGAGGGCGUGGUCACUUUUCCCUUUAUGUAUGUAGUAGAAACUCUUCGUAUGUAUGUAGUAGAAACUCUUCUUGUGUAAAACUGUAAGCCUCAUUUUUAAAUAAUUUCACACAGUUUUCCUUGUGUGAUCUUCUACAAAUACUGUUUAAACUUUUCUAAUUCGUCAAAAAACAUGGCCGCCAGAGGGCGUGGUCACUUUUCAUCAACAAUUUCUUUAAACAACAUCUCCUCCAAAACUACUGAAUGAAAAUUUACACAAAUGAUCUCUGGUUAGCCCUCUUUCAAAGUUGUUACAUGGUUCCGGUUCAUUGAACAUACGGGUCUGUUUGGUUAAAAAUAGGUUUUCAGCUAUCAGUCUUUAAAAGUCCUUUUCUCUAUAGCUUUGAUAUUUGGCAUGAUAUAAAGGUUUGACUCUCUACCGUAAUUGUCUGAAUUAUUGCCCUAAGGUGAAUAAAAUGGCCAUGUCUGUGUCGACAUGUACUUACUAUAGGCUUAUAUAUAAGAAAAUUUGAAAAUCUUCUUCUCUGAAUCAAUAAUAGCUAGAGCCUUGAUAUUUGGCGUGUGAUAUCAGAUUUAUAAUGUCUACCGUAUUUAUUCAAAUUAUUGCCCUAGGUUCAAAAAUGUGUGUGACAUGUAUAUAAUAUAGACUAACAAAGAAGAAACCUAACUCUGUACUUAUACAAACACACUUGAAGCCUUGUACACAGGUGAGCGCUUUAGGGUCAUUGACCCUCUUGUUUUGUGGGGGUACACUUCAGAGUUGUUGUUUUAGGAUAUACUAGUAGACGAAUGCAGAUUGAUAUUCACGAAUAUUUUUAAUUUGCGAGUGACAUUAUUCGCGAAAAUUAGCGAAAAUAAAAUCAUCGAGAAAUCACCUUACCUACAGUACUCUUGGGAUAAUUUGUUGUCUUUAAAUAACUGAAAAGUCUUAAGUGUAUUCUGCAUAUAUAAUUGCAUCGUAUUGAAUGACUUCAAGGACCUAAUUGUUCGAAAUUUUGAACAAAUUGUAAAAAUUGAAGGAGUGGCUUAUAAGGCUUGUGUAAAAAGUUGUAAUUUGGUUACUAUGGAUAUAAUCUUUGUGGAACCUAAAAUUCUGUUUUUGUUAAGUUUUGUUAUUAUUUUUAGAGAGAUUAUGUUGAUGUAUUGUUUAGAGAAUGUAUGUUUUAGAAAGAAUGUAUGCUAGUUUGUAUUUUAUGUAAUGUUAUUGAAGUAAGAUAUAUUUGUUUUAAUGUUUGUACAAAAGAUCUGAAUGAAAAGUUUCUAGAAAAAAAAAUAGAAAUGAUU